This is a messenger RNA of Columba livia (rock pigeon), 2330 nucleotides long. It is a transcript of the gene NCBP2, whose product is annotated as nuclear cap binding protein subunit 2. Gene Ontology annotation, cellular component: nuclear cap binding complex. The coding region runs from base 137 to 610 and encodes 157 amino acids. NCBI's taxonomy places the organism in Eukaryota, Metazoa, Chordata, Aves, Columbiformes, Columbidae. The transcript is spliced from 4 exons. The record is from RefSeq and is a predicted model, not a curated record. Gene Ontology annotation, biological process: mRNA cis splicing, via spliceosome. Gene Ontology annotation, molecular function: RNA cap binding.
GAGAGCCGUUACCGCGCCCCGCCCGCUCUCGCGAGGCCCGGGUUCCACCUCGCCAUUGGCUGUCCGCCUCGCGGCCGCAGGUCGCGUGCGCGGGGGCGCUGAGGGGCGGGAAUCCGCGGCGGGCGGUGGUGCCGCCAUGUGCUCCGGGGGGACGCUGAGCAUCCUGCGCAGCGACUCUUACGCCGAGCUCAGUCAGUACCGGGACCAGCACUUCCGGGGCACACGGUACGACCAGGAGCGGCUGCUGAGGAAGAGCUGCACGCUGUACGUGGGGAACCUCUCCUUCUACACCACGGAGGAGCAGAUCCACGAGCUCUUCAGCAAGAGCGGCGACAUCAAGAAGGUCAUCAUGGGGCUGGACAAAGUGAAGAAGACCGCCUGCGGCUUCUGCUUCGUCGAGUAUUACACAAGAGGAGAUGCUGAAAAUGCAAUGAGAUUCAUCAAUGGAACAAGACUUGAUGACAGGAUCAUAAGGACAGACUGGGAUGCAGGAUUUAAGGAGGGUAGACAGUACGGUCGUGGAAGAUCAGGGGGCCAGGUCCGAGAUGAAUAUCGGCAAGACUAUGAUGCUGGAAGAGGUGGCUAUGGCAAAAUCGUUCAAUGCCAAUGAAAGACUUGUCAGCCUCGCAGGAGAGCUAAAGCUGCGUUGUAAGUGUCACAAGGCACGAAGUAGGUCUUUGCACACAAAUUUAUGUAGCUAGAAAUUCAGAGAAACUACUAUCUGCGUUCCAGUGAUUACAUAGUAUGUUCAGUAUCUCCCAUUUUAAUACCAGGAUCCAAAGCAUUGCAGAGUACAUAAUACAGAGGACCAGGGAGCAAGGUUUUAAGCAAUAGGGCAUGUAAAACAGGUCUCUAAAUGCUGCUGUAACUCUGCUAAAAGGAACAAGGGUUUAGUGCUAUGGUGCUUUUUUCAAUGGCAAAACUUGAUUAUUCUCUCACUGGGUUUUGUUUACAUUGGUAUCACAGAGUGGAGAGCAGCAAUAAAGGAGGAUUGUUGCAUGUUUCAGAGAUGAAAGAAAAAGGGCCUGAAAAGGAAGUGGAAUUUCUAGGGAAAUAUUCCAGUUUCUAGGGGAAGACUUGAGUUGCAAAUUUUUUAAGGUUACUAGAUUAGCAUCCUUUUACACUGAUUCUGUACCUAGCACACCUACAUGAACAGCCACAAUAAAACAAGUCAGAUUCAUAGAUUCAUAUGCCCAGGAAUAGUAAAGUGAGAAGCAAGGCUAGCAGAGAGCAGACCUCUACGAAGUAUAAUGCGAUUGCAUGACAUUGCAUGAUUCAGAACCAUUUUGCUUUGUGGGAUAGAGAGAACAGCAAGUGUAAGAAUUACAGUAGCAGUUAUUUUUACUGCUGGAGCACUAGUAUUUUGCUCCUGCCUGGUGCUCUCUGCAGCUGUAAUAUUUGAGGAACAGUAUCUUUCUUGUGCCUACAAGUGUGGCAUGAAGCCAAGUUAACCUCAGUUAACCUCAAAAAUUGGAUGUUGGAGGAACUGUGUGUAUAAUGAGAAACUUCUUCUCAAAAUAGAUUUUCUAUUUGAGAAAAUGAAUGUCAGAUGAAGGCUAAAAAAAAAAAAAACAAAACACAAAAAAAACCAAAAAAAGUUUUAGGAGGAGCCUUACUUUCUACUGAGCAUGUGGUAAGAAUGGUAAAAGAAUUGCCGGACUGUAUAGAUUCUCUCCUGCUGCCCAGGAUCUUGUUAAUACUGUGAGUUUGUAUGAUGGCAAUGUGAUGUACUGCAGGUAUAGAAAUAAAAUCAAUUAGUGAUCCCAAGAUCUGUGGAAUUGACCUGCUGAAAUGAAAUAGUUUAAAAGGAAAUGUUACAGGGCUUUGGAUUAUUUUUUAUGGACUUCUGAGUUCUUUGAAAAUGAUGAGUCAUAAUGUUUUGUCCAAAUAUCUGGUUGUCCGUGACUCCUUAAAAACCUUUUAAAUAGUAAGUGUGUAAAAGUUGGCCUUUACUUACUGAAGAUAUUGUUGGAAAUCUUGAUGUGUUUCUUGUGUACGGUUUGUCACAACUGUGACUGUAAAUUGGAAAUACAGUGAGGUAGAACAACUGCAAUGAGAUGUUGCUUACUUACGAAGCAAGGUUUUGGGUGGGCUUUGUUUUCUUUGGCACAUAGCGUAAAACUAGAUUUUUCAGGAUCGCUUGGUGCUGGUCUGCAAACGAGACUUUGUUCAAAGAUCCCUUUUUCUAUAUAGUACAUUUGAUUACGAGUUUACAGUCUGUAAUCUGCUUUAGGAAGCUCUGAAGUUUAUUUUUCAUUGUAUCAUUUUCUAUAAAAAUUUGUGUUACCAAAACUCUUAAGUCACUUUCAAAUAAAGCUGCAACAUUAAAA